Molecule: messenger RNA, 2495 nt
Organism: Planococcus citri (citrus mealybug)
Lineage: Eukaryota; Metazoa; Arthropoda; Insecta; Hemiptera; Pseudococcidae
Exons: 5
Coding region: 164-2386 (740 amino acids)
Molecular function (GO): zinc ion binding
Source: RefSeq, a predicted model, not a curated record
UGGAAAAAAUGGAUUGAUUCGCAAUGGCGACUUUGUCGGUUUUCCAGUGAAAUGUGAUAAUUAAUCGCGUAUUAUUCGGUUUUACUCUAAUGUAAAUAAUUGAAUAUUCAAAAAUUCAAAAGUCGGAUAUCCAAUUUUUCAGAAGACUUCCUGGGAGUUCACGAUGCCUCCCUCAACAAAAUCGGAAAAGGCAAAACAGAAACCGAAAACACAGCUGUAUUGUGCUGUCUGUAUGACUGUAUUCGGUAGCCGACAAUCGAUGCGAAAACAUAUCCUGAAAAAGAACCAUACUAUCACAACCUGUUCAUCGUUACCAGAUUUUCUAAAGAAUGUGUUACCUCCUGAGAAAACACUUGCUUCUAAAGUGCAGCAAGUGAAUGAUGGAUUUACCGCAGAAAUCUAUUUACCCACUAUUGUUACCAGAGAACUUCUUCACCGAUGGGUGGAUACUUUUAUGAAAAUUAAUAGUUGUACUUACGUGCGUUCCAGGGCUUCUAAAAAUGCUACAACUUCUAUAAUUAUUCAAGAACAUUAUCAAUGCGAACACCAUACUUCUCCUAAUCCUGUUAAGAGAAAGAAAAAAUCCAAGGGAACAAAUUGUCGAAGCACUUUGUAUGCUGUGUUGAAGAAGAGUAUUCAAAAUAUUACCUGGAUCCAUAUAAAUUUCGUUCACAAUCACUCGUUAACCUCGCCAGAGCUUUUACGUUUCAAGAAACCUACCGAAGAUAUUCGACAAAUAUUUAUAAAAAUGUUUGAAGACGGAGCAACUCCUGCUGACGCUUUAAGAUAUUUUGAAAUCCACGUUCGAACUCAAUUGAGUGAAAAAGAAUACAAAUUAUAUUCUGUCGACCGAAGCAAAGUUCCUGAUUAUGACUGGGUGAGGCAUUUCUUCCAUAAAACGGUUAAAAAACAGUAUAUCUCGACAAGAACACCGGAGUAUUUAAAAUCAGUUCAAGAAACAGUCGAAUCCAUCCAAACACCGGGUGUACUUUGCCAUUUUACGGAACUGGAUAACUAUAGUUUUUUCGUCAUAAUCAUUAGCCCACUGAUGAAACGAGUUUUACAAACCAAACAAGCUGGAGAUUUUAUUUUCACCGAUAGCUGCGGCAGUGCGGAUAAAUUCGGUCUCAAAGUGGUAUUUUUAUUUACUACGAUUUACUCGACUGAAGCUCCGGUCGGCGUAAUAAUAAUAUCUCAAGAUACUACUUGGGCUCUUAUCCCAGCUUUCAAAGCAUUCCUUGAUUUAAUUGAUACCGAUGCUUUCGAUGGAAGAGGCGCGAAAGGGCCGAGCAUCAUAAUGAUCGAUGACAAUCUAGUGGAAAUAUCCGUCGUUCGAUCAGUAUUUACUUCGUCUAGUGAUUUCUUCAGCGUAUCUCAUUUUCUUCGCUCGUGCUAUCGAUGGCUUAUGAAACCAAAGAAUAAAGUCAAUCUGUCCGAUCGAAAAACCAUCUACUCUUCAGUCAGACAAAUGGUUUACGCUGUCGAUGAAAGAACAUUUAGUAAUUUAUUCGCCAACUUUACACAAAAUCACGACAGUAAUAUUGCCGUAAAGAGAUUCGCUAGACAAAUAUUUGAGAAACGAAAGAAAUGGGCUCGAUGUUUCCGCACCGAAGAGGUAUUGAAGUACGAUACCAACUACAUCGUAGAUUUCGAAUUACGAGUUUUGAAAGAACAAAUUUUUGCUAAAAUUAAAACGCAAUCUGCUUCCCAGCUAAUUAACUAUAUAAUCAACGAGUUUAACGAUUUUUACGAACAAAAAUUUUUAGACUGUUGUUUAGGUAAUAUUCGAUUUUUCAAAACCAAAGAACUUACUGAAGAUGAUCUGAACAAUUACGUACUUAUACAAGUUUCUGAUAGUCUUUUUGUGGUUUAUAGUAGAAAUAAAAAUGUCAAGUACGCUGUUAAUAGCGAUAUCGGCGUUUGUACGUGUUACAUUGGAGUCUGCGGCACUUUCUGUAAACAUCAACAAUUGCUCGCUAAAAGUAAAACAGCAUUCUAUGUUCCAAUGCAGUACCCUACUGAUGAUGAAUCUAGAAGUAUUUCCUAUUAUAUUUCUGCUGGAAAUCUAAAUAUUCCUGAGAAUUUUUCUACUGGUACCAUCAGUGAAGCUGUGAUUGACGAUAUGGUUGAAGAAGUAACCGAAGAAAUAAUCGAAGAGUUUCCUUAUUCCGAAAUUAUUGAAGAACAUGUUUGUGAUACAGAAAUAAACGAUCAACUGAUGCAAUUAGAUGCGCAUAAAAAAGAUAUUUGCCAAGAAGUAGUGUCGCAAGGUACUUUUUACUUGGAAGCUUUAACGAAUAUUAAUCAGCAAUUGAAUUUAGUCAAAGAUUCCUCCUCCAUGUUAUUACAAGUGAUUUCUAGUUUUAAUGAAGACGAAGAAAUUUGAUGUUUUCUUUCUUUAUCGUGAAACUUACAACUCUUUUCUUUUUUAAAUUACGUGCUCCUGUGAUUCAACAUUUUUAAAAAUAAAUAAACAAUAAGUUACAAAUAAACGA